Messenger RNA from Pyricularia pennisetigena, 1047 nucleotides. RefSeq lists its product as uncharacterized. The record is from RefSeq and is a predicted model, not a curated record. Gene Ontology annotation, biological process: lipid catabolic process. The transcript has a single exon. Bases 1 to 1047 code for a protein of 348 amino acids. Lineage: Eukaryota; Fungi; Ascomycota; Sordariomycetes; Magnaporthales; Pyriculariaceae.
AUGAAGUUCCCCAGUGUACUCGCCAUUUUGGCCACAGCCCUUUCUUGCUCUGCGUCAGCUAUCCCGUCCGGACUGGUCUACAGCAAGACGGUCGAAGGCCGCGCAGUGACCGUCACUGAGGGAGACCUAGACAACUUCCGUUUCUAUGCACAGUACAGCGCGGCGACCUACUGCAACGAUGCUGCCGCUUCCGGGGCCGCCAUCGCCUGCAGCAACAACGGGUGUCCUGCUGUCGUGGCCAACGGCGCCAAGAUCCUCCGCUCUCUGAACCAAGACACCUCCACCAACACGGCUGGCUACCUUGCGCUCGACCCUAAGCGCAAGAACAUCGUGCUCGCCCUCCGCGGCUCCAAGAGCCUCCGGAACUGGAUCACCAACCUGACCUUCUUCUGGUCCCGCUGCGACUUUGUCAAGGAUUGCAAGCUGCACACGGGCUGGGCCACGGCCUGGUCCCAGGUGCAGGCCGACGUGCUGGCCACCAUCGCGGAAGCCAGGGCCCAGAACCCGGACUACACCGUCGUCGUGACGGGCCACUCCCUCGGUGGCGCCAUCGCCACCAUCGCGGGAGUCUACCUCCGCCAGCUGGGCUACCCCGUCCAGGUGUACACGUUCGGCAGCCCGCGCGUCGGCAACCAGGAGUUUGUCCAAUGGGUGGCCACGCAGGCCGGCAACGUCGAGUACCGCCUUACUCACAUCGACGACCCCGUCCCGCGCCUGCCGCCCAUCUUCCUCGGCUACAGGCACGUCACCCCCGAGUACUGGCUCAACGGUGGCGUCUCCAACACGGUCAACUACACCGUCGCCGACAUCAAGGUCUGCGAGGGCUUCGCCAACAUUGGUUGCAACGGCGGCAGGCUCGGCCUCGACACCAACGCCCACCUCUACUACCUCACUGACAUGAUCGCCUGCGGCGACAACAAGUUCGUCUUCCGCCGCGAUGAUGCCAACUCCAUCAGCGACGCAGAGCUUGAGCAGAGGCUGAGCCUGUACGCCCAGAUGGAUCGCGACUUUGUUAGUGCGCUUGAGGCAAACAAUACCCUUGCUUAA